UUUUUUGAUAAGUUUUUCACAGUGUCCAUUAUGUGCAGGAUUGCAUAUUCAUACAGAAUUUUCAUUUAAACUCCUUAUUGAGACAUCUUGUUAAAUGGGGAAGUGAUUACCCUAUAGACUAUGACAACAGGAUAUAUGAAUGGAGGAAGUUUUGGAAAACACCACUAUUCCAGGUGGCAUCGUGAGGACAGCGGAGAAGAUGAUGGGCACCCGGAGUGCUUUGGAGGAGAUGAAGAGAGCAGGCAGCACAGGCUGACCCCAUUUGAGAAAUUAAUGCAGGAUAUGUCCCAGAAUGAAAAAGUGGUGAAGGAAUUAACCCUGGGAAAGAGAAUUGGCUUCUAUCGAGUCAGAGGAGAAAUAGGAAGUGGGAAUUUCUCGCAAGUGAAGCUUGGAAUUCAUUCUCUAACCAAAGAGAGAGUUGCAAUUAAGAUUUUGGACAAGACAAAACUAGACCGGAAGACUCAACGUUUGCUAUCUCGUGAGAUAUCCAGCAUGGAAAAACUGCACCACCCAAAUAUUAUCAGACUGUAUGAAGUGGUGGAGACACUCUCGAAACUGCACCUGGUGAUGGAGUAUGCAGGAGGUGGGGAGCUCUUCACUAAAAUCAGUACAGAAGGGAAGCUACUAGAAACAGAGUGUAAAAUCGUCUUUUCCCAGAUUGUGUCUGCAGUGAAGCACAUGCAUGAGCAUAAUAUCAUUCACCGGGACUUGAAAGCAGAAAAUGUCUUCUACACCAGUAACACCUGUGUUAAGGUGGGAGACUUUGGAUUCAGCACAGUAAGUAAAAGAGAUGAAACUUUAAAUACUUUCUGUGGCUCUCCUCCUUAUGCUGCCCCCGAACUCUUCCGAGAUGAAAAGUAUGUUGGCAUUUAUGUAGACAUCUGGGCACUAGGAAUCCUGUUAUACUUUAUGACGACGGGUAUCAUGCCAUUUCGGGCAGAUACAGUGGCCAAACUGAAAAAGUGCAUUCUUGAAGGGACAUACAGUUUGCCUCCCUGCCUCUCGGAAGCUUGCCAGAAACUGAUAAAAGGAGUCCUUCAGCCAAUACCAACCGAACGAUACUCUCUCAAACUUAUUAUGAACAGUGAAUGGAUGCAAGGAAUACAGUACCCCAAACCUUUACAGCAGUUUAAACUGGAUCCUAAGUACUUAUCGGACACCAGUACGCUCAAAGAGGAAGAAAUCGAAGUGAAAAGUAUUCUGGAAGAUCUGGGAAUCACAGAAGAACAUAUUCAAAAUAACCGGGGAAGAGAUGCGCACAGCUCAAUAACAGGGGUCUACAGGAUUGUUUUGCACAAAGUACAGAAGAAAAGGGCACUUGAAUGUGUUCCUAUCAUGUCCCAUCCAGACCCCAAAGAACAUGACUUGAGUAGAGGAAUCAGUUCCUGCAGUGGGAUCAAGCAGACAUCCAAGCUGUGUUCUAUUUUAUAA
Messenger RNA from Charadrius vociferus (killdeer), 1431 nucleotides. It is a transcript of the gene NIM1K, whose product is annotated as NIM1 serine/threonine protein kinase. Bases 121 to 1431 code for a protein of 436 amino acids. The record is from RefSeq and is a predicted model, not a curated record. Gene Ontology annotation, molecular function: ATP binding; protein serine/threonine kinase activity; tau-protein kinase activity. Gene Ontology annotation, biological process: microtubule cytoskeleton organization; protein phosphorylation; intracellular signal transduction. NCBI's taxonomy places the organism in Eukaryota, Metazoa, Chordata, Aves, Charadriiformes, Charadriidae. Gene Ontology annotation, cellular component: cytoplasm. The transcript is spliced from 3 exons.